GUGCCAGUUCCCAGUUCAGGUGUUAUCCAGGUGCUCCCAGAGGUAGUCUUUGAGUUUCGUAUUAAAAACAUUGAAGGAGGAUCUCUCCGGAAUGUUUCAGGAAUGACAUGCCAAAUAUAAGGAGCCACAAGAAUGGCACAGUGACUCCCACCCAUAAGCAAUCCAGUGGCACAGGAAAUUCCCCCCACCCCACCAACAGCAAGUGGCCCAGUUUUCCUCCAUAAGCAUCCAGUGAAACAUUGAUCCCCCCCCCAUGAGCAUCCAGUGGUACAGGCCCCGGAAUCCCCCUUCGCUCCAGCAGCAUCCAGUGACCUACAAUACGAGUUGGCAAUGCUCAUACCAUGGAUAUUACACUAUAGAUUUCCUGAAGAGUUCGCUGCCCACCGUUUCCCAUAGCAAAGCAUGAGCCAUUUGAACUCAUUCUCAGCAGGGCGCUGAUGGUAGGGUCACGUGAUCAUGAUGUCAUCGAGGUCCUUUCCGAGGAUAGGAACUAGACUCUACCUUCUCCAAAGGGCAGCACGAGGGGCGGAGAGAGAGAGGAAGCGGAAGGGGCGGAGCUGAAGAGGCAGCAGAUAGCCUGAGUAGCAGAGGGAGCAGUUGGAGACCCCGACAUGUCCGGGGACACAGAGGAGGUAACCCGUUUACGUAAACCACGUUUCUCCUAUGAGGAGAACCAGAUCCUGAUCCGAGAAGUACGGGCUCACUUCCCUGUUCUUUAUGGCGCACAGAGCCGUCGUCUUAGUGUAGCAGAACGUCGUCGUGUGUGGGAGGGCAUUGCAGCUAAGAUUAACGCAAUUACCAACUGGAAACGCACUGCCCAGGAGGUUCAAAAACGGUGGAACGAUUUCAAAAGGCGAACUAAAGAGAAACUAGCACGAGUUCCCCAUUCUACCCAGAGUGGAACAGCAGAGGAGGCAAUGACUGCUGAAGAGGAGACUAUAUUUGCCAUCUUGGGGCCUGGUGUAAUGCCAGGGAGUGGUCACUAUGGAUCUGUCACACGCUUGGGAGCUAUUGAUUUCAAUCCAUCAGGCCCAGGAUCCUCUAGUCCUGAAACUUCACUCAGUGUUCCAUGUGCACCCAUUGAAGCACCACUCCUUCUCCAUCCAAAGGAAUCUCCCUCCCCAACAUCACAGCUUCACAUUGUCCAGCUCCCCCAUCUCACUCCUUCACCAGACCCAUCAGAAGGUCCUUCACCUCCGCCUCCUGGUUCAGAGACACCAUUGCUCACUUCCAGUGGAGUUGCCCAUCAUUACGACCCUACAGUUGCCAUGCUGAGGGCCCAACAGGAAACGGCAGAAGCAAUAAGGCAUCUAACCUAUACUUUACGUCAAAGCAUGGACCGCUUGACCAAUGUUUUAGCUGCCAUUUUGCCCCUGGUCCCUCAUCAGCCACCAGUAUCACCUACUCCUUCUGGUAUUCUUGGCCCUGUGUAUUAUCCUACUAAAACAGAACCAGAGUCUGAACCAUGUUGUCCUGUAAGUUAUGAGGAAGAAAAUGGGGAAGAUGGGAUGGAGGAUGAGAUCCAAGAAGUUAUAGCAGAACCUCCCAGGUCUCCUUCUCCUCCACCCCCAAAUAAAAGAAAAAGGUUUGGCUAUCUAAAUCCAAGAAAGAGAAGAGGACGUUGGAAAAACCUCUAAGAUUUUUUUCCACACAUUUUGCUCCCCCAGCAGGCAUGAGGCUAUUAUAAACUGAUGCUUAGCUGCAUACUUGAAACAGCAGGGCAUCUACAGUGAGGGCUAUGUCUCCUCCCACUUUGUUUAUUUAGUAGUAACAUUCUUCUCACCCCUUCCACACCAUCGCAGAGAAAGGGGAAGCUAAUGUCCGAUGGAUGGUACCAUUUUAAAGAGGUAGAAAACAGGAAUUAUUAUUCCUUCUUUAAAAGGAAAUACGUCUGACCCCACUCAAACUCUUUCUUCACCCAUUUUAAAUCUGUAGAUAUCAAAACUGAAAACUCCUUCAAAAUGUUUCUGGAAAUAUGGAACAAGGUGAUCUCCAGCACCUUUCUGGAUUAUUUAGUUAUAUUCAUGCCUUGGCACAUUUGGCAGACGAUCCAAAAGUUUAAACUUCUGACUUCUAUUGACUUGAAAAUUAAGGAGUAGGGCCCAUACACAGAAAAGCAAUUUGAGGAAUUGCGUGGAAACUGAUGUAAUGCAUUCUUGGGGUGAUAGCCAUAGUUAAUUUGAUUGUGUGCAGAUAUUGUCCUAUUUGGACCUCUUUAAAUCAUUUUUUAUUUUCCAAAUUUGUAAAAACUCAGAGAUUGGCAACUUGAAUUACUCAAGUUCCUGACCGACUACAACUUAAUGCUUCAAAAGUAGCCUAAUUGCUGGUAGAUUGAACUGCGUAGCAUAAUAUUUACUGGCAUUUGUAUUGGAUUCAUUAAUUAUAUAAUUAAUGGAAGAGGCUUAUGUCAAAUACAUAAUUCAGGGCAACAUUAAAUAUAUAUUUUUUUCUAAAUUCAAGAUUGCCAAUACUGGACAUUCUAAGAAAUAAGCUCUAACUGGAAGAUUGCAUCACUGCCUUCUCUUUUGUCAAUACUGUCCACUAUCUUUCUACAUUUUCUCCCUCUAUAUAUAGAUGCCCCACUGAAAGCAAUAUUCUUGUAUAUAGACGUAUACAAACUGUAGAUAGCAUCCGCUUCCAUGUUAUGUCAGAUAGGCAUAUAGGAGUUAACCUUGGAGCAUUGAUUAUGUAUGUAAAUAACUACAUAUUAAAAAUAUUUGGUUCAUA
Molecule: messenger RNA, 2727 nt
Organism: Xenopus laevis (African clawed frog)
Lineage: Eukaryota; Metazoa; Chordata; Amphibia; Anura; Pipidae
Gene: mypop.S
Product: Myb-related transcription factor, partner of profilin S homeolog
Exons: 3
Coding region: 612-1637 (341 amino acids)
Biological process (GO): regulation of transcription by RNA polymerase II
Cellular component (GO): nucleus
Molecular function (GO): RNA polymerase II cis-regulatory region sequence-specific DNA binding; DNA-binding transcription factor activity, RNA polymerase II-specific
Source: RefSeq, a predicted model, not a curated record